Messenger RNA from Danaus chrysippus (African queen), 1098 nucleotides. NCBI's taxonomy places the organism in Eukaryota, Metazoa, Arthropoda, Insecta, Lepidoptera, Nymphalidae. The record is from the annotation of a GenBank genome assembly.
CUGCCUCCUCCCCGCUCCCCCGUGGCUUGCCCGGCCGCCACCCUGUACCCUGACAACCAUGUCGGGGCCCUCCCCGCCUGCGACGCGGCUGCCGUGUCGCCAGCGCCCGCCUCCGGGCACUCCGCCGGCCCGGCCUGGUGGAGCAUGAUGAACGGCGUCGGCGGCGCGAUAUACGAGGAGCCGCACGCGUCCCCCCCGGGCGGCUCGCCUCCCUCAGCGCCGGCCGCCGCCCCGCCGUCUGCCUCCAGCGCCUCACCGGCCUCCGUCGGCUCCAACCCUCCUCAGCCGCUCCACAUACCGGCCAAGCGGUACGAGCCCGAGCCGGGCGUCAUACGACACGCGCAGCAGUCCUGGGGCUACCCGCCUGAUGCACCGGCCUCCUUCGAGCACCAGUACCCUACGGCCCCGACGUAUUACAACCUCCCGGUGGAGAGGGAACGGAAGUCAGCGUUACCGUUCUGGCCGACGAGCGGUGGCGAGUACAAGCCGUACGCGGACGGCUGCCACCAAGGUUUCUCUCAGCCGUGUUGGAACUACCCGUACGGAGCUCCUCGCGGGGACCAGCCUCUGUCGUACGUGGGUGGUGAGGAGCGCCGGACCGCUGUCUCCGAGGCCUCGGGCUUCUCUCACGACGCCUACGGUCUCCGGAACUACGCGCCAGAGUCCGUGUCUAGCGCCCCUUACCCACCUCCGAGUGCUCUACCCGGAUCCCUGUCGAUGUCCGUUGGUGUUGGAGUCGGCUGCGGCUCAUCAAAUCCCCUAGAUUGGACCGGACAAGUGACUGUGCGCAAAAAACGCAAACCCUACUCCAAGUUCCAGACCCUCGAACUGGAGAAAGAGUUCCUGUUCAACGCUUACGUAUCGAAACAGAAACGAUGGGAGCUAGCGCGGAAUCUCAACUUAACUGAACGCCAGGUGAAAAUAUGGUUCCAGAACCGACGUAUGAAGAAUAAGAAGAAUUCCCAGCGGCAGGCGGCGCAGGCGGCUCAGAAUAAUAACAACAAUUCGAACGCUAAUAACCACAACCACCACGGUCACCACCACGCGCCCCACCACGUGGCGCUGCACCACGCACCGCCGGCCAAACACCACCAGUGA